This is a messenger RNA of Mercurialis annua (annual mercury), 1829 nucleotides long. Its product is annotated as LEC14B homolog. The record is from RefSeq and is a predicted model, not a curated record. Bases 325 to 1776 code for a protein of 483 amino acids. Gene Ontology annotation, biological process: proteasome-mediated ubiquitin-dependent protein catabolic process. Gene Ontology annotation, molecular function: protein binding. The transcript has 11 exons. Lineage: Eukaryota; Viridiplantae; Streptophyta; Magnoliopsida; Malpighiales; Euphorbiaceae. Gene Ontology annotation, cellular component: Cul4-RING E3 ubiquitin ligase complex.
CUCUAAAGGGCCUAAAGAGAUUUUGGAGACAAAGGUGGUGGUGUGAUUCAAUGUCAACGACUCAGCCGUCUCUUUUUAUAUUUAACUGCCACGUUCCAACCAAACAUAACAAAACCAUCACCACCCCUCCAAAAUCCACUCAAUUUACUCAAAUUAAACACCCACAUCUUCUUCACAAUUUCAUUUCAUUUCCAUCACAAAGCUCCAAAAACAUCCAAUUUCAUCUCACCCACCAAAAUCAGGAUUGCUUAGGGUACAGUUAAUCUGUUGCUAUUAUGGCUGUGAGCUAAUAGGCAGUGUGUAGUUAGUGGAAUUCUAUUUAACAUGAUGAGUAGGUUAUUUAAGAGUAGUGGUAAUACUAAUGGUGCUUGUGAUAAUGAUAAUGAGGAUGAUUCCUCUGCAUCAACUAUAAGCAAAGGAUCACAUGAGAAUUCUGAUUAUUUUGAUCAUGACAUUGUUCAGCUUACUAAGUUAAGAUCAGUGCCCAAUAAGUUUUUGAGUAAUAGUAGAAUGAGCUUGCACCCUGUCUCAACUGUGAAAAUGUUGGCUGGUCGAGAGGGUAAUUUUUCUGGGAAGGGAAAAUUCUCGUCCGCAGAUAGUUGUCAUGUUUUGAGUCGAUUCUUGCCGGCUAAUGGUCCUUGGAGAAUUGAUCGGAUGAAGAGUCGCGCAUAUGUUUCUCAAUUUUCGGAUGAUGGCUCUCUUUUUGUUGCAGGAUUUCAGGGAGGUCACAUUAGGGUGUAUAAUGUGGAUGGUGGAUGGAAAAUUCAGAAGGAUAUCUUGACAAAAAGUGUGAGAUGGACUAUUACUGAUACAUGCCUUUCACCUGAUCGACGAAAUCUUGUGUAUGCUAGCAUGUCACCCAUUGUGCAUAUUGUAGACGUUGGAUCUGCUACAACCGAGUCACUUGCUAAUGUAACGGAAAUCCAUGAUGGCUUGGACUUCUCUGGGAAUGAAGAUGAAGAUAACGAAUUUGGGAUCUUCUCUGUGAAAUUUUCAACAGAUGGGCGAGAGCUAGUAGCUGGAGGUAGUGAUUAUGGGAUACAUGUUUAUGAUCUUGAAUCAAAUAAGAAAAUCCUCUGGAUUCAUGCACAUCAGUCUGAUGUAAAUACAGUGUGUUUUGCUGAUGAAACUGGACAUCUCAUAUAUUCCGGAAGUGAUGAUAACCUAUGUAAGGUGUGGGAUAGGCGUUGCUUUAUCAAUAGAGGACAAGCAACUGGUAUUUUGACAGGACAUCUAGAAGGCAUUACAUUCAUAGACAGCCAUGGAGAUGGGCGUCAUUUUAUAUCAAAUGGAAAAGAUCAAACUACUAAACUAUGGGAUAUUAGAAAGAUGUCUUCUAAUACCACAUGCACCACAAUCCUUAGAGACCCUGAAUGGGACUACAGAUGGAUGGAGUAUCCUUCCAGUGCAAGGAACUUGAAACAUCCGAAUGAUAAGUCAUUGGCCACAUACAGGGGUCAUUCAGUCUUGCGCACUCUGAUCCGCUGCUACUUCUCUCCGAAAUAUAGCACUGGUCAAAAGUACAUCUAUAGUGGAUCUACUGAUGGUUCCGUUUACAUUUAUGAUCUGGUGAGCGGAGCUGAAGUAGCGAGACUCGCGUAUCAUGAAGGUCCUGUAAGAGAUUGUAGUUGGCAUCCUGUCUAUCCUAUGCUCGUUAGUUCUUCAUGGGAUGGCGUCAUUGCCAAAUGGGAGUUCCCAGGGUCUGAAGAAACACGGAAUCCAGUUCAUCGGAGGUCAAGUAAAAGAUCAGGUCGAUGGGUUGCAUAUAGCAGUUGAAAUCUUGUACAGCAAAAAUGUCACGUUGUCUCUUGCUUUUAGACUCUUAUACA